Molecule: messenger RNA, 987 nt
Organism: Microtus oregoni (creeping vole)
Lineage: Eukaryota; Metazoa; Chordata; Mammalia; Rodentia; Cricetidae
Gene: Eqtn
Product: equatorin
Exons: 7
Coding region: 1-987 (328 amino acids)
Biological process (GO): endocytosis; acrosomal vesicle exocytosis; fusion of sperm to egg plasma membrane involved in single fertilization
Cellular component (GO): plasma membrane
Source: RefSeq, a predicted model, not a curated record
AUGUCGGAGGACCUUGACGAUACGCCGUCAGAUGAAGAACAAUAUUACUCAGAUGAUGAAAAUCUGAGCAACAAUGACCCUGGACAUGAAGAUGACAAAAAUGCAGAAUCUAAUCCUGUCAUACACAAACUAAAAGAAAAUGAAGGUGACAUUUCUGCUAACGAGAAAAAUGAAAAAUACUUUAAAGAUGUGAAACAAUAUGUGUUCACCACACAAAACUCGAAUGGCACAGACUCUGAAAUAUCUGUGAGUACCACCACGAACCUGAAGUUCGCGCUGAAGAACUCAUCAACCCCCAAUGUGCCUGCAUUUUGGACAAUGCUAGCUCAAGUUAUAAAUGAAACCCCCGUGAACAUGGAUGAUAAAGAUCAACUCUAUCAAGCAAUUCCAAGCUCUGAUUUGAACACUACCAGCAAAGACAAGCUGUCUGAGAUAGAGGAGGCCAAGUUCAAAUUAAUGCUGGGGAUCUCACUGAUGACCCUUAUCCUCUUAAUUCCCCUCUUGAUAUUUUGUUUUGUCACGCUGUACAAAUUGAGAAAACUAAGUGACAAAAGCUUUGGCAGUCAAUACUCUGUCAACCCGGAGCUGGCGACUCUGUCUUACUUCCACCCGUCGGAAGGCGUAUCGGAUACAUCUUACUCCAGGAGUGCCGACAGCGGCACCUACUGGACCAACACAACUUCAGACUUGAAACAAUCCAGCACAAAAAAGCCAAAAUUGAAACAUAUGGAUUAUUCUGCAGAUUCUGAUCAAACACCCUUAAACGAGGAAGAAACAGCUUUCCUUCUGCCCGAGGAGUCAGCCUUCCUUCUGCCCGAGGAGUCAGACUUAAUUCCGCCCGAGGAUCCAACCUUCCUUCCUCCCCAGGAGCUGGGUGAGCAGCCCAUCAGUGAGAAUGUCCCUGUGAAGGAAAGAAAUGAGGAGCCCAUGGUUGAUGAGACGACCACUGAGGCGCCUUUGGUUGAGAAACAGCAAAUCACUGAGUAA